GAGAUGAAUUGUGAUGGUAUUCCGUUGAAUGAGUUAGUGUAGUACAUGUAUGCUUGUCAUUUUAUUCGUUUUCCAAUAACAAUUUUACAUUUAUAAAGAAAUUCAACAUCUGUGUCGGUGGGUGCCGGUGUCGGUGCGGUACGGAUAUCAACUUGAACGUGCUAGGCUUGGGGCCCCGUGAAUAACUGGGAGAGAAGCGACUCGUACCGUAAUAUAUGUUUGUUUUUGUCUGCGCCAAUGCUGUGGCACUUGCAGCUGUACUUGUGAAGGAGUCGUGGUAUUAACUUGCAAACUUCAUGCAAAUCAUCAUGAACUGGUUGAAGACAAAAGGACUAGAUCUACAUAUCAUAUUUAUUUAUUUGCUAUUGAUUUGUCCGUUUUAUGCUUAUUCAUUGGAUACAGCUUGUGACCAUGUGACUGAUCGGAACACCACGGUCACAGUGACACAAAUCAGAUACGACCAUAAAUUCUACAUUAGAAUCGCCUUAGCCAGUGAAUAUGAGUACCAGUCAAGUUUGGAAGAUGCCUCCUCCAGUCUCUAUAGAACCAAGGCCAAUGAAAUUGAAGAUGAGGUUGAGAGUCAUCUUGAAACCUCCAGGGGGGAUUCCCUGACUUUCUAUGACGUGGUGGUUGUCCGUUUCAUCUCCAUCACCUCGUCUCCACCGUCGAUGAUGUCCAACCUCCCCGAUGACAUCACCCUCCAGGCGGACAUCAUCGUCAGUACAAGCAACGAUGGUGUGAGACCGGAUGAUCUAAGAACUCUCCUCCAGGAUUCCCAGAUGCCAGAUACUUCUACACUGUUCUAUGUCAUCACUGUAUCUGAAACAGUGGAUGUGUGUUUAAGAGAAGUUCUGCACACGUCUCAAGGUACGUUGACCUUUCCUGUAACUGAAGUAGGGAUCAGCCAAGGCACAGAAGAAAGAUGCCCUGUGGGUUUUGAAAGGGCUGGUGAGCUUUCCGUGGCUGUGCGUACCUGUAGUAGAAAAACAGAUUCACCUGGUCAUGCAGCCUGGGCUCAGUUUAUGUGUAGUGAUUGCGGAUCUAUUACACAGGAAGGAGAGCUACUAGAGCUCAGUGAACAGAUAACCAAUGCUAGGGAGAAUGAUCCGAACUUAGUCGUCAUCAGGGAUGCUAUAGAUUUGUUAAGAGACAGUGGUGACAUCACGAGUGUGGGCAUUCUUGCCAUUGCUGAAAUUCUGGAAGCGCUCGCAAAGACAGGAAACGUUUCUGUAGAGGUACUCCAAGAAGUCGGCACGUUACUCAGCCUGGCCCUAGAUGUCGAUAAGUCCGUCUUAGUCGAAGCCGAAACCCUCUACUUCUCGUCCUCCCGAAUCAACGGCGCACUCGAGAGCAUCCUGGCCAUCACCCACUUGAACGAUCGUCUGGACGUCACCACCACCUCCACCAACGUCGUCCUUGGUAUACGGAGGCUGGAGCAGGGUUCCCUCAAUUUUAACUGGUACGGCUUGAGCCUUUAUGCGGAUCAACCUAACUCGGGGAGUGGAAGCAGCUUACUUUUUGAUGAAAAUCCAACGCUGAUGUACGAUGAGGAUUCGACAGCUUCUCUGCAUUUCCAGUUUGGGGAUUUACCCACUCCAGGCCAGUCUGAUGUACGUCUGACCUAUACAAUCUACCCCAUGGACAAACUCUUUCAUACUGUAACGGGUCAAGAGGUUGUAGCAAAUGGAUGGGUCAUGUCAAUUCACCUUACAGGGGUCAGAGGUCAAAUUAGAAGCACAGUCACAACGACGAGUAGACCAGCUGUGCAGACCGUAGAGCCCCCAGCGUGUGGUUACUGGAAUGAUUCCAUUAAUGGCGGUCAUGGUGGAUGGAUCCAAGAUGGCUGCCAGCUCUCUGAGAUGCUCAGUGGAGACCUGAUGGUGUGUCAGUGUGAGAGCAGGGGUACCUUUGCUCUGAUCAAGGAUGCAACUGCUGAACCCUUUGUGUAUCCUCGACUCCAUGCCAUAGUCUUUAUCGGAGCAGGGAUUGCAUUUCUUGGUGCUCUGUCCUGCUUCUUGGUACUUAUUUGUGUUAAGAAACUUCGGAAGAGGCAGCUCUACCGGAUCGAGGCUGCCUUCUGCUUGCCUGUUGCCAUCUUCUACCUUGCCUUUGCUGCUGGUCAAAGUGCGCCCUCUAUGAUAACGGGCUGUGCAGUGGCUGCAGGAAUCCUUCACUACUUCAUCCUUGUCUCCACAUGUACUAUGGUGGCUGUUGCAGCUAAAUUCUAUGACACAUCUCGGUUGAAGGCAGUGGCCUCCAAGUGGUUUGUCUUGAACACAGUAGCGCCAUCAUGGGGAGUUCCACUGUUGGUUGUAUGUUUGACUUUGGCUCCUGCACCGAUUGUCUUCCAGAAUUCAAUUCCGAGAUGUUUCCUGAAUGGCAGCAACCCCUAUGCCCUUAUCUUUGCCCUCCUCCUACCCAUGGUAGCCUGCCUGAUCAUCACGGCUGUCAUUUUCUUCCUCACCAACCGGAACAUCAUUAAACAACCCACCAACACGUCAGGAAGCCACGAGGGCACUAAGACACCCUGGGCGUGGCUGACAACGGGACGCAUCGCCCAGAUGACAUUCAUAUUCAUUCUGUGCUAUGUGACAUGGCUCUUCCUGCUUGCUGUUGUGUACAGCGUCUUAGCAGAACUUCAGUAUAUCUUUGGCGUGUUCGCUAUCGUGCAAGGCAUAGCCUUUCCUAUCGUCCUAUGCAUCCUGGAUAAGGAGGUUAAAUAUGCCAUGAUGGCAGUGGUGGGGAAAGGCAAGGACAGCACCAGGUCUUUCCAGCCAUACUUCUCGGCGUCGCAGUGGCACCCUAACCCGGACAUCAUCCCCCAGGAUGCGCCCAAGCAGUUCCUGGACGACACACAGAGGAACAGCACGCUGACGCGCCAGAACUUCGAUCCGACCGUAAUUCCUUUAUCAGACACCGAGCAGCGCAGGAUCAGCAAAGCCGACAACGGCUAUGUCAAUCCCAUGGCAGAGCAGAGUGGGGAAGAGAUUGAGAUGACAAGUUUAAAAUCCAUCCAAACUCAAGAUUUCUCUGCAUACGAGGAGCCUAUAGGUAGUUUAUCACCAUCUCCAGUAAUAAGAAAGGAUCAGACGGAUAGAGACAAUGGACCCUUGAAUCGUAUUGCUGUAGAAGCUCAAAUUGAAUUUAGGUGAAAGCUAUCAAUUUAAUUUCCUGCUUAUUCAUUCCCAUAUUAUUCUUGUGUCAUCUGAAAUAUUGUACUCAUUUAUGAUGAAUCAUUUAUAGCCUUUAUUUUUCUUAUGAUAAUCAUCUUUUAGAAAACUAUUUAAACUAUUCUCUGUGUAGGGAAUAAUUGUUGUGGCAUUACAUAGCACCAGGAUAUAAACCGCAGUGACUUCAUGGUGCACACAGAUUAACGAACGCAAUCCACCGUUCUUCCUAUAUAGGGCAUUUACUGGUUUAAAGGGAAGUUCACACUGACAAAAACUUUGUUUUUAAUAGUA
Messenger RNA from Lytechinus variegatus (green sea urchin), 3461 nucleotides. Its product is annotated as adhesion G-protein coupled receptor G6-like. Gene Ontology annotation, biological process: cell surface receptor signaling pathway; G protein-coupled receptor signaling pathway. The record is from RefSeq and is a predicted model, not a curated record. Gene Ontology annotation, cellular component: membrane. The transcript is spliced from 13 exons. Gene Ontology annotation, molecular function: G protein-coupled receptor activity. NCBI's taxonomy places the organism in Eukaryota, Metazoa, Echinodermata, Echinoidea, Temnopleuroida, Toxopneustidae. Bases 297 to 3152 code for a protein of 951 amino acids.